Molecule: messenger RNA, 426 nt
Organism: Iphiclides podalirius (scarce swallowtail)
Lineage: Eukaryota; Metazoa; Arthropoda; Insecta; Lepidoptera; Papilionidae
Source: the annotation of a GenBank genome assembly
AUGAAAUUGUCCUGUUACCAUCUGUACAGAAGAAGCCUUUUCCCAGCAGUGGGCAAUAGUAGCCCUACCGGGGCCACAUUAGACGUAGCGCAGGCGAGGGAGCUCAAAGCUCGCAAGGCCGCCGUAGCAGACGUGGCGCCCGCGCGUUUUGUGACCGCCCAGCGGUGCGGAAAUCACUCGCGCAUUGUGCCAGCCCUCGCGGCGAUAAUUUGCCCCGCAAGCCCGUGGGGCGCCGCGGCUGCCGUUGAAAGAAUGAUACAUCAUCACACCGACGAUAAAUCAAGCGUGAUUCAAUUAGAAAAAUACGGCGCGCUUUUGGCGGGAAACGGCGGGCGUUUGGCGGGAAACCAGCUUCGACCGACUCGCGGAUUCCUACCGCGCGCCGUUAAUUUGACGUUUCGUAUUGCGUCAUCAAUCAAACGCAAU